AAAUUAAAGGAUUGUUAGCCCUUCACGAAUCCUGAAAUUUAACAAAAACGACAACAAAAAAAAAUGGCCAGCUUUAUUAUGAAACAGAUGGUUGGUGGAAAACUGAAUGAAAUGAAAGGCGGAAUCGAUAAACUGACCGGUGACAAAGAUGGUGAAGGUGGCGAGAAGACAGAAUCUGGCGAAGAUCCCGAAGUCGUAGCAGCAAGAUUGGAGCAAGAAGAACGACGUAAAGAACGUCAUCGUAAAAUGGAGCGAGAACGUGAAAAAAUGCGUCAAGAUAUUCGUUCAAAAUACAAUAUUCAAAAAAAAGAAGAUGGUAUCAGCGGUAUACCAUUUGAUACGUCGACAGAUGGUCGUAUCGUUGGUCCAUCGAUGAAGAAAACUCCGCAGCAAAUUGCGCAAGAAAUGGAAGAUGACGAUAGUCUUAUCGGUCAACUUGGUUUAACCGAGCAGGUCGAAAAAGCAAAAACUGCCGUAAACGAAGCAUUGGAAACGGUGAAAGGCUUUUUACCAUUUGGAAAAUGAAUUUGUAAAAUUAUAAAAUUGAUAAAAAUAAAUGGGGAAGCUUUUUUUUAUUUUUUUAUUAAAUAUUUGCUAGUGCAAGGAAAUUAAUUUUCAAUUUCAC
This is a messenger RNA of Loa loa (African eye worm), 625 nucleotides long. RefSeq lists its product as hypothetical. The coding region runs from base 64 to 525 and encodes 153 amino acids. The transcript is spliced from 5 exons. Gene Ontology annotation, cellular component: SNARE complex; terminal bouton. Gene Ontology annotation, biological process: neurotransmitter transport; regulation of neurotransmitter secretion; synaptic vesicle exocytosis. The record is from RefSeq and is a predicted model, not a curated record. Lineage: Eukaryota; Metazoa; Nematoda; Chromadorea; Rhabditida; Onchocercidae. Gene Ontology annotation, molecular function: syntaxin binding.